Molecule: messenger RNA, 2028 nt
Organism: Adineta ricciae
Lineage: Eukaryota; Metazoa; Rotifera; Eurotatoria; Adinetida; Adinetidae
Source: the annotation of a GenBank genome assembly
AUGAAAGUCGAAUAUACUCGACUUUUAAUUGUUCUGGCUUGUCUUAUAAUACGAAUUACCGAUGGUGAUCAAGCAGUGAAAAGAGAUGAAUGUCGUGAUUUUGCUGGCGAUCUUUCAAAUUGUCAACGAUUUAUACGUUGUUUUCAUAAUCUAAGAGUUUUAUUUACCUGCGCAUCUGGUGCUGCGUACGUUCCAGAACUACAAACAUGUGUAUCAAAAGAAUUAGUUGAUGAUUGUAAUGAUUCAAAGAAUCGAAUUGAAGUAACAGUUAGUUCAAACACAAAUCCAAGCGAACAGGAUGAUUAUCCAACAAUCGAGGCUGACUUAAAUGCAUUAGAGGUGCCAAUGCAAAAAUCUCUUUCAGGCGAUGUUAGUGUUUCUGGUACACCGAGACAGUUCGGUUGCUCAUCGUAUUGUUACAAUCAAGGCACCUGUGUGCUUGUUGGCCAAAGAAUAACUUGCCGUUGUCCAGCUGGCUUCGUUGGUGUUCGGUGUCAAGUUGCACAAUAUGCGCUUAAUACGCGAGCUGUUGCGACUUGCAACGCUACUAGUAAUCCUUGUCUUAAUGGAGGAAGUUGUAUCACGGCAGUAGGGACGAUUGAUACAUUCGCCGGAUGUACUUGUGGACCUGGUUGGACUGGCCCUUUAUGCGAUUAUCCAGACGCAGGUGGAGCAAAUAAUGCAACUACUAACGGCACUACGGGUGGUAUCACACUUUGUUCAACAAAUAAUUGCCAAAAUGGCGGUGUAUGCGUCAAUGUUACUGGUGGUGGUAUUCGAUGCAUUUGUCCACCGGGUUUCACAGGCUUUUUUUGUGAAUUACCAACUGGUCUCACAAAUAUCGACUGCGUAACGAAUCCUUGUCAAAAUACAGCACUUGUAGUACGCAAUUUAUGUCAACCAAAUCCUUGUCGAAAUGGCGGUAGCUGUUAUCUGAAUGAGACAAGCUUUUCUUGUGCAUGUCCAACGGGUUUUGGUGGCACAUGUUGUGAAUUAGCUCUGUCAGCAAUAAAUCCUUGUUACGUUAAUCCUUGUAUGAACGGUGGAACAUGCCAAAUAGUUAACAUUAAUACACGCCGAUGCAUUUGUCCAAGCGGUUAUCUUGGUGCUCAAUGUGAACAACGUUUAUGUGAUCCAAAUCCAUGUCUGUAUGGUGGUGUGUGCCUACCCUAUCUCAAUAGCUUUCAAUGUCAAUGCCCGCCACAAUAUACUGGUCGUUGUUGCGAACUUCUCUUGAUAACUACUGCAGCACCUAAUCCAUGCAGUUCAAAUCCAUGCCAAAAUGGAGGCACGUGCUCUGCAACAAGUGCUACAGCAUUUGUGUGUACAUGUACGGCGAGUUACUACGGUCGUUGUUGUGAAGUUCGCAAUUUUUGUCAACCAAAUCCAUGUUAUAAUGGUGGUACUUGUGUUGCUACAACCAACGCUUAUAUAUGUCAAUGCACAUAUCCAUAUUCGGGUAGUAAUUGUGAAAUGGCAAUAGCUACACGAGCUCCUCAACCGAGUUGCGCUUGCAUUCUUUGUCCAUGUCCAACACCUGCACCAAUGUCUACUAAUCCAUGUCUGCCGAACCCAUGUCAAAAUAACGGAGGCUGUGCUGUAGUUCAAAAUAAUCCUCAAUGCUAUUGUCAACCUGCAUUUACCGGCUACUAUUGUCAAUAUACACGAAAACGAUCUCUGAGCAAUGCUCCUUGUGCAAAUGUAACAUGUUUGAAUGGUGGCGAAUGUCAUAUGGAUGAAAAGGGACCUCAAUGCACCUGUCCUAAACCAUAUUUUGGUGAACGUUGUGAAUUAAUUAAUCGACCUCGCACAUGCAAUCCAAGUCCAUGUGGCCGAAAUGGUCAAUGUAUAGCAACAAAAGAUGGUUACAAAUGCGUUUGUAAAAAUGGUGUCACUGGUGUACUUUGUGAACAAACAAUAAUGCCCAGUAAUCAUCAAUGGUGUUCAUUAAACUGUCCACCAGGUACAACUUGUGUUUAUGAAGGUAGCAUACCGAAAUGUCGCGUAUUAAACAUUCAAAAACAUUGA